CCAAUCGGAAAAGCCUACAUGAGAGAUGAGACCGUCAAGAUCAGUCAGAGAAGAUCAAAGCGAACAACUUUGUUCCGAGAGAAACGAGAAUCAAUCUAUUGCUUGAGGAAUAAGGCAGGGAAGCUAAUCAAUCACAAGUAGAAGAAACGGAGGAUUUCAUCAAAUUAGGGUUUUAAGACCUACAUUUUCUUUUUUUUUUCCCAACGAUACUUAAAUUGCACGAGAAACUCUAUAAGUCGCGAAAUCUCCAUCGGAAUCGAUGGAAUCAUCUCCUUCUGGAUCCGAACCUCCCCAGAAAGUCGUUUCUAAACUGCAAAAAGUCGGCUGGCGAGCUACGAUGAUCUUCAAUCUUGGUUUUGCAGCUUAUAUAUUUGCGAUAAAACGAGAAAAGGAUAUUGAUGCGGACGAGAAGAGGAAAGUUAAAAAGGGCAGCGAGGCCAGGAAUAAAGGUGUGAAAAAGGGUGCUGUUAACACAGAGGUCGAGAAGAAAGGUGCAGAAAUCAGCAGAGUUGCAGAGACUGAUAAGGCUAAGGAAGCAGAAACUGCAAUGCCGGAGAAGGAAGAAACCAAACCGAUCCUUGAGCUGGAUCCGCUGUUUGAAUUUACAGAUGCAGCUGAUCAAUCCAUGUUUCAGACUGUGGCAACCGAACAUGUAAAGGUAGCAAGGAAACCGAUACCAGAAGAUGAGCAAAAGGAGCUUUUCAAGUGGAUAUUGGAAGAGAAAAGGAAGAUAGAACCAAAAGACAGAAAAGAAAAGAAACAAAUCGAUGAAGAGAAAGCUAUUCUGAAACAGUUCAUUCGUGCCGAGAGGAUUCCCAAACUUCUCCCUGAUGAUUCCGUUGAUUCUUCGCUUCGUGAUUGGGACAAAUUCUUCUCCAAGUAGAAAGAAAACAGAAACUAGUGUGUACUUGUUUUUUGUUAGUACACGAAAUGAUCAUUGUUGGCUUUUUAGUUCUACUACUCUGAUUGUUACUCUAAUCAACGAAUAGUUAAAAGUCUUAAAGAGCAGUUUAAAUGUGAUUUCUUGGGGUUGAUAGUGGUGCUUUUUAUAAAACU
Molecule: messenger RNA, 1056 nt
Organism: Arabidopsis lyrata subsp. lyrata
Lineage: Eukaryota; Viridiplantae; Streptophyta; Magnoliopsida; Brassicales; Brassicaceae
Exons: 2
Coding region: 260-883 (207 amino acids)
Source: RefSeq, a predicted model, not a curated record